CAACUCUCGCUUCCCAUCUCCGAUUCAAAACGCUCCUUUUCACAUUAAUUGCUUCACUUUUGUUCUUUUUCAAGCUUAGAAUAUGAAGAGAGAGAGAGAAGAAGCUGGAGGAACUGAGUUAGCCCUGGACAUGGCUAAUUGCUUGAUGCUGCUUUCUAAAGUUGGCCAAACUGAAGCACCCACUGGUCGUUUAUUUGCAUGCAAGACAUGUAACAGGAAAUUCACGUCGUUUCAAGCAUUGGGUGGCCACCGAGCGAGUCACAAGAAGCCGAAACUCAUAGGAGAUGAUUUGCUAACCAGUUCGCCUCCGAAGCCCAAAACCCAUGAGUGCUCCAUUUGUGGCCUUGAGUUUCCCGUCGGACAAGCUCUUGGAGGUCACAUGAGGAGGCACAGAGGAGGAAUUGGUAAAAAUAUGGAUGAUGCUCGACCUCUGUUUCCGGUGCCGGUUAUGAAGAAAUCAACGAGUAAAAGAGUUUUGUGCUUGGAUUUGAACUUGACGCCGGUGGAGAAUGACUUGACGUUGCAGCUGGGGAAGAUUGUGCAGACUUCUGUUUUCAAUUGUUAUAUUUAAUUAAUCAUUAGGACUUUGGACAUAGAAUUUUUUAUUUUAUUUUUGUUAGGAAGAAUUUUUGUAUUCCAAUUUAUUAAUUUAUUUCUAUAUUCAAUUAAAAUCCUCCGUAGAUUUAAUUUCUUUGCCCUA
This is a messenger RNA of Manihot esculenta (cassava), 700 nucleotides long. Its product is annotated as zinc finger protein ZAT11. The transcript has a single exon. Lineage: Eukaryota; Viridiplantae; Streptophyta; Magnoliopsida; Malpighiales; Euphorbiaceae. The coding region runs from base 83 to 571 and encodes 162 amino acids. The record is from RefSeq and is a predicted model, not a curated record. Gene Ontology annotation, biological process: response to chitin; response to stress.